Messenger RNA from Aspergillus alliaceus, 2595 nucleotides. RefSeq lists its product as uncharacterized. Gene Ontology annotation, biological process: nucleoside metabolic process. NCBI's taxonomy places the organism in Eukaryota, Fungi, Ascomycota, Eurotiomycetes, Eurotiales, Aspergillaceae. The coding region runs from base 1 to 2595 and encodes 864 amino acids. Gene Ontology annotation, molecular function: protein binding; catalytic activity. The record is from RefSeq and is a predicted model, not a curated record. The transcript has 7 exons.
AUGAUUUGUCCUCCACAAGAUGAGUUUCAAAUCGGGUGGAUCUGCGCCCUUCCCAUCGAGGCAGCCGCCGCGAAGGAAAUGCUUGAUGAAAGUUUCGGAUUUCUCGAUGAACAAGAUACAACAGAUCCGAAUAUCUAUACAUUGGGCCGAAUUGGGAAACAUUAUAUCGUGAUCGCCUGCCUGCCGGCAGGACAAUAUGGCAAUACUGCGGCUACUAUAGUUGCAAACAACAUGAUCCGUACGUUCUCAAAGUCGCUACGGGUUGGCUUGAUGGUUGGUGUUGGAGGAGGAAUUCCAUCUACCAUGAGUGACAUACGGCUUGGUGAUAUCGUGAUCAGCUGUCCAACAGGUAACUGUGGAGGUGUACUUCAGUAUGAUAUGGGUAAAGUUGGAGUUGAUGGUAAAUUUACUCGAACUGGAUCUCUGAACAGCCCUCCCAGAUCACUGUUAGCGGCUGUUAGUGCUAUGAGGGCCGCUGAGCUUACUGAUGAUCCCCAUUAUCCGGAAUAUUUCCGAAACGCAAUUGGGAGAACCCGAAGAACCCAGAAAGCUUUUACCAGACCUGGUCAGCAGAGCGAUCGGUUGUUUCAGAUCCAGCACGACCACCCAGCUGCUGCAGACAACUGUGAUAUUUGUCCAAGGGAAUGGGAGGAGACCAGAAAUGAGCGCGAGGAUAAUGAACCGCAGCCCCACUACGGUAUUAUUGCGUCUGGAAAUUCUGUCAUCAAACACGGAUGGACGAGGGAACAGCUCCGCAUGCAAACUGGGGCACUGUGUUUUGAAAUGGAGGCGGCAGGAUUAAUGUUGGAUUUCCCCUGCAUCGUGAUCCGCGGUAUUUGUGAUUAUUCUGAUUCUCACAAAAACAAGGAAUGGCAAGGGUAUGCUGCCUUGGCAGCGGCAUCAUACACCAAAGAACUCCUGGGAUAUAUACCAAAGGGCCAAAUUGGCCUAGUAUUCAAUGAUAACAUGAUUUUGCUCAUAUGGCACUUUGUAGGCUCACUAGAAAAUCUAAAUGAAAAAGUCAAAGGCACCAAUGAACGAUUGGAUAAAGCAUAUGAUCAACGAGAACAGUAUCAUGCUGAACAAACAGCGCGAGUUUUGACAACCCGGCAAAAAGAGUGUCAUCAAACUGAGGACCAGAAUCAACUCAUUCAAAGGCUCAAGGAUUUCCAUAGCCAAACCAGUUUACCAACGCAGAAGAACUGGUUAAAGUUUCUUGUCACCAGCCGCCCCUAUGACGACAUCCAGAAUAGUUUCAAAUCAAUCACAGACCUAGUUCCGCAUAUACAUCUGCAAGGGGAGCAGGAGAAUAACCAGAUUCACCAGGAAAUUGAUCUUGUCGUCAAGGUAAAAGUAAAAGAGUUGAUUGAAACAUCAGGACUCCCAGCCGAUGUGGCACAGCGAAUUCAGGAUCAGCUGCUUCAAAUGCAACACCGCAUGUAUCUGUGGUUAUACCUGGCCAUUGAUGACAUCCGUACAACAUUUCAAAAUAGUCUUCGGCCAGCUACAGAAUCAAUUAUACUGGUACCCCCAUCUGUGAACGCCGCGUACGAGAAGAUCCUCAGUCGAGUUCCAUCUGGUCAAAAAGACAUUCCAACAGACCCAGCUCAAAAUAUACAUUCGAAUUACGAGACACGGAUAGAGAAAUGUCGCAAAUCUAAUGCCAUCAAGAACAACCAGAAUCUGAUAUUCAAUGCUUCCUACCAUAUUCAGCAGAGCACUGGGCUGAACAUGUUCGAGGGAUGUCCUCCUCACAACAGCAGGAAAUGGUUAAUCUGUGGAUGGUAUGGAAAUGCCCUCCAGGCUGCUUCUUAUAGAGGAUAUGAGCAGAUUGUGCAGAUACUGUUGGAUAAAGGAGCCGAUGCCAAUACUCAGAGUGGAGUAUAUGGAAAUGCCCUGCAGGCUGCUUGUUAUAGAGGGCAUGAGCAGAUUGUGCAGAUGCUGUUGGACAACAAAGCCGAUGUCAAUGCUCAGGGUGGACACUAUGGAAAUGCCCUGCUGGCUGCUUCUUAUGGAGGGCAUGAGCAGAUUGUUCAGAUACUGUUAGACAACAAAGCCGAUGUCAAUGCUCAGGGUGGACAGUAUGGAAAUGCCCUCCAGGCUGCUUCAUGUGUAGGGCAUGAGCAUAUCAUGCGGAUGCUGUUGAAUAACAAAGCCAAUAUUGAUGCUCAAAGUGGACAGUAUGGAAAUGCCCUCCAGGCUGCUUCUUAUGGAGGGCAUGAGCAGAUUGUGCAGAUACUGUUGGAUAACAAAGCUGAUGUCAAUGCUCAGGGUGGAGAGUAUGGAAAUGCCCUCCAGGCUGCUUCUUAUAGAGGAUAUGAGCAGAUUGUGUGGAUGCUUUUGGAUAACAAAGCCGAUGCCAAUGCUCAGGGUGGAGCAUAUGGAAAUGCCCUCCAGGCUGCUUCCUAUGAAGGGCAUGAGCAGAUUGUGCAGAUGCUGUUGGACAACAAAGCCGAUGUCAAUGCUCAGGGUGGAGCAUAUGGAAAUGCCCUCCAGGCUGCUUCAUGUGUAGGGCAUGAGCAGAUUGUGCGGAUACUGUUGGACCAUCAAUCGCACGUUGAUGAGCCGCCCUUGAAGAGACUCAGAGUCUCUUGA